AUGAAGAUUUUAGUAUGAAUUUUAGUGGUUUUGAGCCUUGGAGUUCUACCAGGAUGUGGAGAGGGAGAAGAGAGGUUUGGGAGGAGGGAGGAAGGUUGGGGAUUUGAGGCAGAGGAUUAUGAUGCAGGAAGGAUUUUAUUAGAGCCAUAUGGGUCAUUGUUUUAUGCCCUGAUUAGGUCAAGGAUGGACCCUAGUAAUGAUCCUUUUGUGAUAUGGCUCAAUGGAGGUCCAGGAAGUUCAUCUAUGUUCGGCUUGCUUAUGGAAAAUGGACCUUGGAAAUUAGUAAAUGAUGGAGAUCUUGAGAGAAAUGAGUACUCAUGGAAUAAUAUUGCCAAUAUACUCUAUGUUGACCAACCCUUUGGCACUGGAUUUAGCACUGUAUCAAGCUCGGAAUAUUUAGUCAAGAAUGAAAAUGAAGCCGCUGUUUAUUUUCAUAGAUUUUUAGUAUCUUUUAUAGAGAAAUUCCCAGAAUAUAAGCAUAGACCUCUGUAUCUUACAGGCGAAAGUUAUGCGGGAAGAUAUAUUCCAGCAAUAUCUAACGAAAUCAUCAAACAAAAUUAUUCUACCAUCAAUCUGGUUGGAUGAGCAAUAGGAAAUGGAAACUUUGAUCCAAUUGUGCAAAUCCCUGAGCUUUCUGUUUAUGCUCUUGAGAAUGAUUUAAUUACAAAGGACCAAGCUGAUAAAACUUUAAUUGAACAUUUGGAACGAUUAAAAUUAAACCGAGGAGACAGAAUAAGAUGAUAUGAAAAUUAUUUUUGGCAAGUUUGGGAACUUGUAUUCUCUCAUAGAGCAUUAAACGGAUAUGACAUCAGAACUUCUUCUACAAAAUGGAAUGUUCAAGAGCUGACGAAUUUUUUUAAUAAUGAAAGUAUACAAAAAAGAUUAAACGUGUAUCAAAGUGAAUGGGUCUUAGUCUCACAGAUGGUGCAUAGUCAAUUUGAUAUGUUUGAUACAACUAAAAUUUCGUCAAAUGUGGAGAUAGGGUUGAGUAAAGGCAUCCGGUAUUUUAUCUUUGCAGGAGAUAAAGAUUUAAAUUGUAAUUGGAGAGGUAUUGAAGCCUGGUCUAAUUCCAUCGGAUUUGACUGUCAGGACACAUUCACCUCUUCCAGAUACCAGAAAUGGAAUGUUGAUGGUGAAGAAGCCGGAGAGUUCAAGCACCAUGACAAUUUCACUUUCUUGAGAGUGUACGAGGCAGGACACAUGGUCCCAAUGGAUCAGCCAAAGAGAUCAUUGGCUAUGCUCCAGAGCUUCAUUAAAAAUGAUUUUAAAGAUAUUAUUUAA
Molecule: messenger RNA, 1281 nt
Organism: Moneuplotes crassus
Lineage: Eukaryota; Ciliophora; Spirotrichea; Euplotida; Euplotidae
Source: the annotation of a GenBank genome assembly